AUAUACUAUCGUUUAAACAUUUUACAUUAUGAGCUUUUGAAUACAUAUAUAUAUAGUUUGCUAGGAAUAGGUAAUUGGGGCAAUCAAUGGAGCGUAUUUUAUCAAUCAUUAACAUAUUUACUAAUCUCAUCAAACUGGAACACCAUCGGAAUUUUUUGGAAAGUUGCAAAGAGUGCAGUAUUAUUCCUGUUGGAUUACUAUUAAAGAAGGUGCCAUCACUAGUAGGAACGCCGUCGUUGGAGUUUCAAGAGUCAUGGGACAAUGUUCUGGAAUCUGCACAAUCGCAGUUAUUGGCCUUACUUGUCAUACAGUAUCGGGAAUUGUUGAUCGGAGAGGAAGAGAAGGCUUUUCAUCACCUAAGUGCAGUACGCGCUAGUCUGACAAAGGAAGAGUUGGCCCAUGUACAGGAGCAACUGCGGAUUAAAUGGAAUCAUCUUUACCAGAAAAGACGACGUAAACUUAUUAGCAUUUUGGCGAGAAAUGGGAAAGAGUUUCGAGAGGAUAACGUUGGUUUUCUCAGGACAACCGAACACCAUGAGCAUCAUAUAUUUGAUGGGAAUGACUUGCCGUCAAAGGCCCCGGCGUUAGUCAACAAAGGAUCAUUAUCAACUGAUUCAGCGCCAUUGAGGAUUGGUGUUGGGGAAAUGAAUUGGCUGUCAGAGGAGGGACGCAUUACGGGUAGGUUUGUCAGCACAAAUGUUGUCAACCUUUCGAAGAAGGAGCUGUCGGAAGAUGAUGUUUCUCUGCUAUCCAAAGGCCUCAAGUUUUGCCCAACACCAAAGGAAAUAGACAAAGCGGAACUGAGAGCGGACCUUGAGGAGUUCAAACGAAGAAUGAGGUUAAAAUGGCAUUUUAAGGACAACAAUAAGACAGAAAAACAGUUAUUUAAAAAUAGGUCUAACUGGCAGCCCCCUAAGAAUAACCUUCUUCUUGAGAACUAUCUUUCGCUGGUGGAGAAUGAGGUGCUGUCUGUCUCACCGGAGGGUAAGAAUUUUAGUAAUCUCUCUCCUUCAGAACUCUCUUCACUCGAUAAGCUUAAAUGUGAUAAGGACAUAAUUAUAAAAGAAGCAGAUAAGGGUUCAGCGGUUGUAGUUUGGGAUCGGGGGGACUAUAUAAUGGAGGCUAACCGACAAUUAGACGAUAGGCAGGUAUAUGAAGAGGUUGAGGUGGAUCCCUCUGUAGAACUGGGUAAGACCAUAAAUGAUAAGUUAAAAGAAAUAAGGGAGGCGGACCCGGCGUUAGAUGAAGUGGCUGGCUAUUUAGAAGUUAACAAUCCUAGGUUAGGUAGAUUUUAUUUGUUGCCUAAGAUUCAUAAGGGUCUUAGUAAUGUAAAGGGGCGUCCAGUCAUUUCAAAUUGUGGUACAUUAACCGAACAUGUUUCAGAAUAUCUAGACUACCACCUCAACCCGUUGGUUAGCCAAAGUAGGUCUUAUGUUAAAGAUACUAACCAUUUUUUAUCUAGGAUAGGAAGUAUAGGAACUAUACCAGAAGGGGCAAUUUUAUGCACUGUUGAUGUUGUGGGACUCUAUCCUAGCAUUCCACACGAGGAAGGUUUAGAGGCCGUAAGGGAGGCGCUGGAUAGACGGGAAAAUCCAGGCGUGGCUACUGACACAUUAGCUGGGCUCGCUUCCUUAGUAUUGGAGAAUAACUAUUUUGAAUUUAAUGAUAGGUUUUAUAAGCAGAAGUUAGGUACGGCUAUAGGCACGAAGUUCGCUCCGGCCUAUGCCAAUCUUUUUAUGACUAGGUUAGAGGAGAGGUUGAUGGAUACCUUCGCCGACAAGCCCCUUGUCUGGAUGAGAUUUGUCGAUGAUAUUUUCUUUAUCUGGACACACGGGGAGGAUAGGCUGAAGUUAUUCAUUGACCAUCUCAACAGUAGCCACGACACAAUUAAGUUUACCAGUGAACAUUCUACAGAAUCUAUUAGUUUCUUAGAUGUCACGGUAAAAGUAGGAGAGGGGGGAGUCCUUAUGACAGACUUAUUUUGUAAGCCAACUGAUACCCAUCAGUUCUUACAUAAGAAGUCUUGUCACCCUUGGCAUACAAAGAAGGCGAUCCCCUAUAGUCAGGCUCUUAGGUACCGUAGGAUUUGCUCAGAUGAUCGCCAGUUUAAGGAACAUGUAGGUAAACUCGCUGGAUGGCUUAAGGAUAGGGGGUAUGAAGAGUCCCUUGUUAAUCAACAAAUAGAUAGGGUACGUAGGCUAGAUAGGGAGACUCUUCUGGAAAAAGCGGGAAGUAGGAAAACCAACGAAGGGAGGGCUGACAGGGUUCCACUCGUGACUACAUACCAUCCGGCACUUAAUGGUUUGGGGAACAUUGCCAGGAAACACCAUACCUUGCUCACUGGUUCAGAAGAGCACAAGGAGGUGUUUCCUGUGCCACCAGUAGUUGCUUUUAGGAGGUGUAAGAAUCUUAAGGAUAUUUUGGUGAGGGCUAGGCUUACAAGUGGGAGGGAGAAGGGACACAAUAACAGGGGAAGUUCGUGUUGUAAGAAGUCCAGAUGUCAAGUGUGUAAAGUCAUGUCUAACAGCGAUAAUUUUAAGUCUAGCACUACAGGUAAACAAUAUAAGAUCAACUAUUCGUUUAACUGUGACUCGUCCAAUGUUGUGUACUUAAUUGAGUGCAAUGUCUGUGGAGUCCAGUAUGUAGGUAGCACAUGCACGCCUUUUAGGCUUAGGUUUAAUAAUUACAAGGCGUGUAGUCGUAAGUUUAAUUUAGGGUCUUCAGUGCCCCAGAUGGAAUUUUUCAGACAUUUUUCUGAGGAAGGACAUCAGGGGUUUCUGAAUGACAUAAGUGUUAAGGUCAUAGAUAGGUUAACAGGUAAUGAUAGGAGGAGAGAAAGUUUUUGGCAAUAUCGCUUGAAUAUUUUCUCUCCGAUGGGUCUCAAUACUAGGCAGGUAGAUACAUAGGACAUUUAUAUAUUCUUCUACAGUUUUAAAUUUUUAAAAGUUUUUUUUUUAUAUUUUUAAUUUUUAAUGUCGGCUCUUUUGUUUAUAGCUUAUCUUCUCGUUAUUUUGUUUUUUGCUUUUAUGGCUUUCAUCUAUCUCUUGUGAGACAGCCAACACCAGCAUCUCCAUCACAUUCUUUCUUCUACCUUUCUUUUCACUUCUCUCCCAGUUCCCCAUAACAGUUUGUAUUCUAACACAUUUGACAAUAUGUAUUGUAUUAGGCAGGUGCCCCUUAUAUUAGGUUUCUAUUGUAUUGUAGUGUUCUAUUGUAAUUUAGGUUGAUAAGUAGGCUCCUCUGAUUUUGUAAAGUUAUUACUGAUGAAGCGAAAGCGAAACGUCUUACGAAAGUGUUUUCUUUGAUUCUAUAUAUAUGUAUAUAUAUAUAUAGUUUGAAGAGGCUGACAAAUUCUUAAUCUUUCCUCUGGAAAUUCAUUACCAUAUGCAUGAAAAUUCAAACCUGACAUAAAUUCAGUCUGUUGUUAAAAUUUUUGUAUCUCUGUUUGUUCAAGGUUGCAAAUGAAAGAGGAAAUGAUAAUAUUCGUAACUGGAUACCAGCAAUCAGAAAUCAUUUUUGGUACUGUUCUGAAACCUGCAAUGGAAAUUUAGAUGUAUUUAAGGUAACAAUCUAUUGAAAUUGGCAUUACAACUUUUGCUCUCUAUUAACAUGCUUUCUCGUGGCUAAGAAUAAAAACCAAAUAUUUUUGUCUCUCAGAAAAGACUCACAGAAAAGGUUCUGGUUUGGUUUCCAAAACCUGAAAUGAAUUUAUUAUUUUUGGAGGGUUAUCAUAUUAAACAAUGUAAAGUAUAAUUGCUUAGCUUGUUUGAGCAAAUACUUAAGCAACAUUCCUUACUACUCUGAAAACCUCAAAUAGGUUUUUGUGUACAAGUGUGUAUUUAUUUAAUAUGUAUGUAUACUAAUAUAGGCCUUUCAAAAAUGUUUUUGAGGAUUCGUCUUUCUGUUAAAAGUAUGGAUAAGCAAAUAAAUUGAAGUUGAUGCGAGCUUUUUUGUGAUAUCAAUUUCACAGGACAAAUGGCUUAGCCUGCUAAAGCAUCUGUGCAAUAUGCACUACCAAUGCAAUCACGGAUGCCUUGAUACCACAGGGAGAGCAGACUGGUUUUCAGCUACUGAUUCCGACUUCCAGCAAAUAAGGGGAAUUAUUCUUGACAAGAAAUUCCUAAAUAGCCUCAAAUUCUACACAGAUUUCAGGCACACAGGUCAACUUGAAGUGUUUCACAACCAUCUUCUGAUGUAUUGUCCCAAACGUGUUUUCUUCAACUAUCCUGCUUACAAAGUGCGUAACAGGCUUGCAUUGAUUGAUCACAAUCAUCACUGCAACCGUUUGCAAGCAAGAAAUGAAAAUGGAGAUCUCCUGUAUUCACGUCGUUGGAGUAAAAAAGCUGGCAGGUGGAUCCCAACCAUAACUAAGGAGCCUAAGGAUUAUUCCUACGUAUCAAGAUUGCUGGCAGCAGUUAUGAACAAGCGACGA
Molecule: messenger RNA, 4432 nt
Organism: Rhopilema esculentum
Lineage: Eukaryota; Metazoa; Cnidaria; Scyphozoa; Rhizostomeae; Rhizostomatidae
Source: RefSeq, a predicted model, not a curated record